AAAUGACGGUCCAUCACGAAUAUAGAUCGUAAGGGAUAGUGGUAAACAUAUCGUUUAGACGGACUGCAGUGAUGAAGAUGACCACGCGAAGCGGAUGCGACAUCACAAAUUUCCCUUUCUUCUAAAACAGCUUCUGCAGCAGAUCAUCCGGCAGCCGAACCUCCGACUCAGAUCAUAUCCUCGCUAUUCUCGUACAACCCUGUGCCAUCCGCUCACAGGGCACCCUUUAAACCAAACAACGCACCAUUAACUAGCUCAGCCACGUUUACAGACCUGGGUCGUCACCCUUUCCUCGCCGCUCACCUGCGUUCUAAGAUGGGUAUCACGAAACCAUUCAACGCGACUGCCCUUCCUAUCUGCACGAUCUCCUCUUUCGAGGACAUAAACACACUGUAUAUCCAUAAAAUCCCAAAGUGGCUCUGGAAAGAUCACUUCAAGAUCUCCUUCCCCUCACUCGCGUGCCAAGCUGUCCAGGAAGUUACUAUCCGUGAAGACGUGCAGAAACUGGCAGGCACCCAAGAGAAGGCCGAGGAAUUGCCUGGAUCGAGACCUGAAACCGAGUCAAUCACCGGAACAUCUAUCGAGAAGUUCACCCCACCGUCACAACUCUCUCAGAAAUAUACACAAGGACAAAAGGGGUCGAAAAUCAGCACAGACUCUGUCGAUUUUCACUGGCGCUUGCUAGAAGAUUCAUCAAAUGGACGCCUGGAGUAUUGUCGCACCCAACGAAUAAGAAUGGGUAAAAUGGGUGCAGGGCAAGAUGCGGGGCGAUAUAACGGGAGACAGUCAACAUCACUCUUGAAGGCGCAAGCAUCGAGGGCGUGCUGGCGAAGGGCUUUGGUGGCAUUAGGCAAAGUCACUGAGUACAAGAACACUGAACUCGCUCGGAGAGAGUUAACUUUGUACAUGAGCAUAUGCGACCCACCCACUCCUCGAAUGAGAAGCACAUCUUUCAUGUUCGACACCUCCACUUCGGACAUCUGCAUGACGUUGGGGCGGCUGUCAAAGAAGGGCAGCAAACUGAUUAGCAGUGGGACAGCCGAGUUUCAGAUUGCACAGGCGCUGCUUUGGGCUCAUUUGUCUACGGCUAUCAUGCACUCAGGGCUAGCGACGUAA
Suillus paluster is the source of this 1116-nucleotide messenger RNA. RefSeq lists its product as uncharacterized. The record is from RefSeq and is a predicted model, not a curated record. The coding region runs from base 316 to 1116 and encodes 266 amino acids. Lineage: Eukaryota; Fungi; Basidiomycota; Agaricomycetes; Boletales; Suillaceae. The transcript is spliced from 8 exons.